AUGCCCUUAGCUGCUUCAGAGACGCCCGCAACGGCUUCAAAGGCAAUUCUCAUUGCUGAGACACCCACUUCUGCUACAACCGCCUCUUCGCGCGCUGGACAAUGGGCGCGUGAGGUAUGGGGCGGCGUGGAGGGCUUCCGCGGGUCGGGCGUGAUGGCGGGGCUGGUGCAGGCGGUGGACGCGGUGGAGGAGGAUGAGAUGGAGGAGCAGGCGAUUGAGGGGGCCGCCGCCUGUGGCCCCAGCGAACGCUCGCAAGCCGCCCCGGAAGCUUGUCGAGGAGGAGAAGCGCGCGCCGUGGGAAGGACAUCUGGAACCGCCGAGCGAGCGCAAGAGUGUGCUGGUUACUACAUCGGCGUCUACGCCGCGGUUGCUCUUGCGGGUCUCGUUGUCACGACUCUCCGCUGGUCCAGUUUGUACGGUGGUUCCAUCCAUGCCUCCCGCGUCCUGUAUAAGCGCCUUCUUGAGUCGGUCCUCUUCGCCAACAUUCGCUUCCACGAUACUGUCUCCCGCGGACGUGUUCUCAAUCGGUUUGGGACAGAUUUCGAGGGCACUGACUCCUCGCUUCAGGACAACUCUGAACGCACGGCAAUGUACAGCUUGUCGACGGCGACGACAAUCAUCACGGUCAGCGUGGUCGCUGGCAAGGUUUACGGCCAGACCUUCCGCGACAUGCGCCGCCUCGACUCGGUGAUGCUCCCCGCUGUUGUUACCAUCCUCCGCGCCUUCGGCGCCUCGACCAAGUUUAUGCGCGACAUGCUCCGCUGCGUCGACACGAACGCAAAUCCAUACUAA
Molecule: messenger RNA, 792 nt
Organism: Schizophyllum commune H4-8
Lineage: Eukaryota; Fungi; Basidiomycota; Agaricomycetes; Agaricales; Schizophyllaceae
Exons: 5
Coding region: 1-792 (263 amino acids)
Biological process (GO): transmembrane transport
Cellular component (GO): fungal-type vacuole membrane; fungal-type vacuole
Molecular function (GO): ATP binding; ABC-type peptide transporter activity
Source: RefSeq, a predicted model, not a curated record